AUGGACUAUAGUAUGAAGCACCAAUCGGAAGCAGCAAAGCAAGACAAAGCACUCUGUGACAUUGGCCACGGUUCAGUAUCUCAUCACAAUGCAAUGGAGAACAGAAGAUCUGCAAAUUACAAACCCAACAUUUGGAAAUAUGACUUCCUUCAGUCACUCACCAGCCAAUAUGAUAAUGAAGAAUUUGUCAUGAGGUUAGAGAAGAUGAUUAAAGAAGCAAAAAGUCUGUUUGUGGAAGAGAUUGGUCCAUUGCCCAAGUUGGAGUUGAUAUCUACCAUUCAAAAUCUUGGUCUGGCCAACCAUUUUCAGAAAGAAAUAAAGGAGGCUAUAGAAACCGUAAUCUCUGUUAAGAAUAACAAUAUUAGGGUUCAUGAUCAUGUGUAUUUCAAUGCUCAAUGCUUCAGGCUUCUUAGGCAGAAUGGAUAUGAAGUUUCUCCUGAUAAACUUGGUACGAUAUUCUUAUACGGCAAGGAGAAUAAGGGGAAUAAGUAUUCAAUUUCUAGGAAUAUCAAAGGCUUAAUCGAGCUUCUUGAGGUCUCACAUUUGGGUUUGGAAAGUGAAGAUAUCUUAGAAGAUGUUAAAAGAUUUGCUAUUAAUUCUCUCAAGGAUGCUUCCACCAAGCUACACUAUUCAAACCAAGUGGUCCAUCAUGCCUUGGAACUCCCUUCUCAUUGGAGAGUUCAGUGGUUUCAAGUAAAAUGGCAUAUCAAAGAAUUGGAGAAAAACCACAUGAAUCAUGUCUUGCUUGAACUGGCCAAAUUAAACUUCAACAUCAUUCAGGCCAAUCUUCAGAAGGAAGUGAAGGAAUUAUCUAGGUGGUGGAAGAAUCUUGGUUUAGAAAAAGAGUUGAAGUUUGCAAGGAAUAGGUUGGUUGAGAGCUUCAUGUGUGCAGCAGGAGUGUCUUCUGAACCAAAGUUCAAAUCUUUGAGAAAAUGGCUCACCAAAGUCAUCAAUUUUGUGUUGGUCAUCGAUGAUAUCUAUGAUGUGUAUGCCUCAUUUGAAGAAUUGAAGCAGUUCACACUCGCAAUUGAUAGGUGGGAUGCUAAAGAACUUCAAAGUCUACCAGACUAUAUGAGGAUUUGCUUCCAAGCACUCAGUGAUGUGACCGCUGAAACUGCUCAAGAAAUUGCUGCGCCAAACAACGUUGACAAAGUCUUACCUUACAUUAAGCAAGCAUGGAAAGACUUUUGCAAGUCUUUAUACGUGGAAGCAAAGUGGUACAAAGAGGGUUACGUACCAUGUUUGGAAGAAUAUCUUAACAAUGCUUGGAUUUCAUCUUCAGGACCAGUGAUUCUAUUGCAUGCAUAUUUCGCUACCUUGUAUCAACCAACACAUCACAUCAACAAUUUUCUGCUGACAAAUCACGACUUUAUCUUCAAUGUUUCACUCAUAAUUCGUCUCUGCAAUGAUCUCGGAACUACAAUGGCCGAAAGAGAGAGAGGUGAUGCAGCAUCAUCGAUAUUGUGUUAUAUUAAUCACAUGGAUGUGACAGAGGAAACAGCAAGAGAGCACAUUGAAGAAAUGAUAAAGAGAGCGUGGAAGAAGAUAAAUGAACAGUGCGUCAGUACCCAAGAUGCUUCAAAACAAGCAUUUGUAAACCAAGCCAUGAAUGCUGCUCGUGUGGCACAUACUCUUUACCAGAAUGGUGACGGUUUUGGAAUUCAAGAUGGAGAUAUUAAGAAGCAAAUAUUGUCAUUAGUUAUUGAACCCUUUCCUGAUGUAUGA
Molecule: messenger RNA, 1725 nt
Organism: Prosopis cineraria
Lineage: Eukaryota; Viridiplantae; Streptophyta; Magnoliopsida; Fabales; Fabaceae
Product: alpha-farnesene synthase-like
Exons: 7
Coding region: 1-1725 (574 amino acids)
Biological process (GO): diterpenoid biosynthetic process
Molecular function (GO): magnesium ion binding; terpene synthase activity
Source: RefSeq, a predicted model, not a curated record